Rangifer tarandus platyrhynchus (Svalbard reindeer) is the source of this 1122-nucleotide messenger RNA. Lineage: Eukaryota; Metazoa; Chordata; Mammalia; Artiodactyla; Cervidae. The record is from the annotation of a GenBank genome assembly.
AUGGCCAACACCACUGGAGAGCCCGAGGAGGUGAGCGGUGCACUGUCUCCACCAUCAGCAGCGGCUUACGUGAAGCUGGUGCUGCUGGGACUGAUCAUGUGCGUGAGCCUGGCGGGCAACGCCAUCUUGUCCCUGCUGGUGCUCAAGGACCGUGCCCUGCACAAGGCUCCUUACUACUUUCUGCUGGACCUGUGCCUAGCUGACGGCAUACGCUCUGCCGUCUGCUUCCCCUUUGUGCUGGCUUCUGUGCGCCACGGCUCCUCAUGGACCUUCAGUGCGCUCAGCUGCAAGAUUGUGGCCUUUAUGGCUGUGCUCUUUUGCUUCCAUGCGGCCUUCAUGCUGUUCUGCAUCAGCGUCACACGCUACAUGGCCAUCGCCCACCACCGCUUCUAUGCCAAGCGCAUGACACUCUGGACAUGCGCAGCCAUCAUCUGCAUGGCCUGGACCCUGUCUGUGGCCAUGGCCUUCCCACCUGUCUUCGACGUGGGCACCUACAAGUUCAUCCGUGAGGAGGACCAGUGUAUCUUUGAGCAUCGCUACUUCAAGGCCAAUGACACGCUGGGCUUCAUGCUUAUGUUGGCUGUGCUUAUGGCAGCCACACAUGCUGUCUAUGGCAAGCUGCUCCUCUUCGAGUAUCGUCACCGCAAGAUGAAGCCUGUGCAGAUGGUGCCAGCCAUCAGUCAGAACUGGACAUUCCAUGGCCCUGGGGCCACUGGCCAGGCUGCUGCCAAUUGGAUCGCUGGCUUUGGCCGAGGGCCCAUGCCACCAACCCUACUGGGUAUCCGGCAGAAUGGGCAUGCAGCCAGCCGGCGGCUGCUGGGCAUGGACGAGGUCAAGGGUGAAAAGCAGCUGGGCCGUAUGUUCUACGCGAUCACACUGCUCUUCCUGCUCCUCUGGUCACCCUACAUUGUGGCCUGCUACUGGCGAGUGUUUGUGAAAGCCUGCACCGUGCCCCACCGUUACCUGGCCACUGCUGUUUGGAUGAGCUUCGCCCAGGCUGCCGUCAACCCAAUCGUCUGCUUCCUGCUCAACAAGGACCUCAAGAAGUGCCUGAGGACUCACGCCCCCUGCUGGGGCACAGGAGGUGCCCCAGCUCCUAGAGAACCCUACUGUGUGAUGUGA